Pimephales promelas (fathead minnow) is the source of this 2212-nucleotide messenger RNA. It is a transcript of the gene nab1b, whose product is annotated as NGFI-A binding protein 1b (EGR1 binding protein 1). Gene Ontology annotation, molecular function: transcription coregulator activity; transcription factor binding. Gene Ontology annotation, biological process: negative regulation of DNA-templated transcription. NCBI's taxonomy places the organism in Eukaryota, Metazoa, Chordata, Actinopteri, Cypriniformes, Leuciscidae. The record is from RefSeq and is a predicted model, not a curated record. Gene Ontology annotation, cellular component: nucleus.
AUAUCCCAAUUCUGGCAGUAGGGGAGAGAGCGGAAACCAACUAGUUUGAGAGUCCCUCCGUAGUUCAAACUACAGCGUGUGUGAGAGUUAAUUCAAUAACAGAGAGCCGAAAGACGCGUCGCUGAUCCGCCGAACGCGCGGCACGUAACUGGACGUCAGGUGAAGCGUCGCGUAACUUAACGGACCGUCGUCAUCAUUGAGAACUUUAAUAACCAUACAACCAGACGGAGCUUUUGGAAGAGUUUUGGUGGAAAAAAAGACAAAGAAAAAAAACUAAAAGGUAUGGCGGCGACUUUACCCAGAACCCUUGGGGAGUUGCAGCUCUACCGCAUUCUUCAGAGGGCCAACCUGCUGUGCUACUACGAUGCCUUCAUCCAGCAAGGUGGCGACGACGUCCAGCAGCUCUGCGAGGCCGGCGAGGACGAGUUUCUCGAGAUCAUGGCACUUGUGGGCAUGGCAAGCAAGCCGCUGCACGUCAGACGCCUCCAGAAGUCUCUGCGUGAUUGGGUCACAAACCCUGCCCUGUUCAAUCAGCCCCUCACGUCCCUGCCCGUCUGCAGCAUUCCUGUCUACAAGCUGCCCGAAGGGUCACCCACAUUGUUGCCUGGUAACGGUGCCCGUGGAGACACCCAAGUCAAAGUGCCCAAGUGUUUGGCGGCUGCUUGUGUAGAUCCGGGAAAAGGAGAAUCGGGCAACGGGAACUCUUCGGCCACCGUUUCACCCCUCCAGAGUGGCAGCGAGCCACGUUUUUGGGCCAGUCAUGGCACUGAGAGCGAGCACAGCCUUUCCCCUGCAGAACUGGGCUCUCCGUCGUCCCCUCGGGAUGGCCUAGAGGCGCUCGACGCGGCUGCCGUCCAGUCCGUGGCGGAGUGCGUGGAAAGAAUCUCUCAGACUUUGCAGAAGAGUGACGCCGUAGAGGUUAAAGAACAGUUGAAGGGAAAUAAGAAGCUUGCCAAAAUGAUCAGCCACAUCUUCGACAUGAGCGACGAGGAUCCGCACAGGGAAGAGGAAAUCCGCAAGUAUAGCGCUAUAUAUGGCAGAUUCGACUCAAAAAGGAAGGAUGGGAAGCAUCUGACUCUGCAUGAGCUGACAGUGAAUGAGGCUGCGGCGCAGCUUUGUAUGAAAGAGGUGGCAUUGCUGACUCGCAGAGAUGAGCUUUUCGGACUGGCACGUCAGGUCUCACGAGAGGUCACCUACAAAUACACCUACAGAACUAGCAAAUCUCGAUGCGGCGACAGAGAUGAGCCCUCGCCCAAGAGAAUUAAAACUGAGGAGGGCUGUUUUGACCUCCAGGAGGCGCUGCAGGCUAUUCACAUGCGCCAGGAGACCCUUAAGGAGCAGCUAGCCCACGCCAGAUCUAAAGGAGAGGAGACGGUUGGGCGGAAUAUCCAGGUUCAGCUGGAGCGUCUGUUGGCCAAGCAGAUGGAGAUACUGCAUGAUGCCGCGGCGCAGGACAGACUGCAGGCUCUGGAGUGGAGGGUUCCACCGGGCCCCUACAAACACAGCUCAGACCGGCAGAACAGCAAUGGCCUCUCAGCUGACAAAAACGCUGACCAGCAAGGAGAGAGACCGUUGAAUCUAAGGGUGACCAACCUGAGGCCGAGCGCAUCAGACGGAGACACGCCUCUCGGAAAGCAGCUGGCGAACGAGUUGAAGAGGCAUCAUCACGCUAAUGCAGAGAGCAAGAUGUCAACCGCCACAGAAAACGGAGACGCAUCUUCACGUGCCCUCAACCUCUCUGAGAAGAAGACCAUCAAAUCAGAGCCAGAGGAUUCCAGAUAGCAGCCCUGAAUGCUUUCGUUCCAAACCUACAAUACACGUCGUCUGUCAGUGAAUACUAAACAAGCACAACUACAGUAGAGCCUUAACAACCGACGUUGCCUCAAAAAUAGAAUUUAUUUUAGUUUCUCGUCAUUUUUGGUUUUGCCAAAGCACCUAGAGUCCUUAUUUCCAUUCUCUUGAGUAGAUUCACACUGUUUGUGCUGUCACUGACUGUACUCGUUCAAUUCUCACUAGCUCUAAUCACCUGUUAUUGCUAUCCUAUCGGUGCGCACCAAGUCCGCUAUUUGUACAUACAUAGAAAAUGUCUGUUUGAAAAUGGUUAAAUGUUAUUUAAAUACAGUAUGUGUUGUAUGUAUGUAUGUAUAUAUGAAUGCAUGUAUAAUUUCACUGAAACGGAGGGACGCCGUGUUUUUAAAGUUGUCAAUACGCA